AUGAAAGUAUCAGUUAAUCGUUUAUUGAAAACACGGAAUUGUUCGUUAAUUAAUUUUUCUCGAUUAUUUUCAAGUGGACAAGAUAAAAAAAUUCAAGGAAUACGAGAUAAUUUUAGUGAAUAUGAAGUUCGUUUACAUUUUGAUAAAUGGUUAAAAUCUUUAUGGUUGGCGCCUAAUCAAUGGGUAAAUUCAACAAGAGAUGGUUCAAUUCGAGUUACUCGAUGUUUUAUACCAUUUUGGAGUAUUAAUUUUCAAGGAGAUAUUCAAUGUACUCUUAGUACAAAAGCAAACUUUCCUUUUAGACAUGAUGAAAAUUAUUAUUCACAAAAAGAAUGGCAUACAUUUCCUUUACAAAUGAAUAAUAUUUCUUUAAAUAAUAUUAAUAUUUAUGCAGCUAACAAUUUAGAUAAAUAUCAUAUACAAAAAUUAGAUGUAUCUUUUGACGAUGUUGAACCUAUUGAUUUAACUGACAAAGAUUAUAUUAUUGAAAAAUGUACUAUUGAUCAAGAUACAGCAUUCAAAAAUGCGUGGAUUCUUAUUAUGAAACCUUUAUUAGAAAAUAUGUGUCUUGAAGAAGCAAAAAAGAUUUAUCCAAAAUUUGAAGAACCUCGAAUUGAUUCAUUUCAUUUAAUAAUGAAUUCAAAACAAGAACGUCUUUUAUAUUAUCCAAUAUAUAUAAUUAAUUAUAAAUAUGAUUCUCAAUUAAUUUAUACAUGUUUAUUUGAUGGUGUAACUGGUCAUAUAACUGGUGAUAGACAAUUUUCAGCAAUAAAAGUUACUCUAGCAUCAUUAAUAGCAUUUUAUCCAAUGAUUAAAAUUGGACUUUUUAGUUUUGGUACACUUGUAGAUUUUUUAUUUGCAUUUGAAAUUGCAUCAGAACUUAGUUUUUCUGUUGCUCUUCCGAUGGCUUUCAUUAUUGCACCUUUGAUUGGAUUUUAUGCACGUUCAUAUCCAAGAUCAUAUAAAAAACAGAUUAGUAGUGAACAAUGGACUCAAGAUCAAUUUAAAGCAUUAAAAUUUACUUAUGCAUUUGAUCAACAACAAAAAAAUCAAAUAUCAAAUGAUGAUUCAUCUGUUCACAUAGCAUCGGAUGAUGAGAUCAAAUCUAUAAAAGAGCAGCAUAGUGACCUAAAUGAUUCUGCUGAUAAAUUAGAAAAACGACGUAUUUAA
Molecule: messenger RNA, 1170 nt
Organism: Adineta steineri
Lineage: Eukaryota; Metazoa; Rotifera; Eurotatoria; Adinetida; Adinetidae
Source: the annotation of a GenBank genome assembly